Molecule: messenger RNA, 693 nt
Organism: Microthlaspi erraticum
Lineage: Eukaryota; Viridiplantae; Streptophyta; Magnoliopsida; Brassicales; Brassicaceae
Source: the annotation of a GenBank genome assembly
AUGGGUUGCUUAAACUCCAAGCAUUCUUCUCCGGCGGGUCCUCCACGCCCUCUCCGCCGCCGUUCAGAUACCGCUGUCCACCGAAGUCAUCCCCAAAAUAACCAUAACCGUCAUGUUCUUCCCAGUCCGCCAUCUCACCGCCGUGUCGUCAACUCAUCUCCGACAAAACAUCGCAAUAGUGAUAAUGAAGCUCCAAAAUCGAGGACGACCGGUGUUAGCUUGAGAUCGGGCUUGUCGCACGGCAAUGUAGAGGCUGAGCAGGUGGCGGCUGGUUGGCCCUCUUGGCUCAGCUCCGCCGCACCGGAGGCCGUUCAUGGGUGGGUCCCAUUACGCGCCGAGGACUUCGAGAAAAGAGAGAAGAUCGGGCAAGGGACGUACAGCAACGUGUUCCGGGCUUGUGAGGUAUCGACGGGACGAGUUAUGGCUCUAAAGAAGAUACGGGUCCAAAAUUUCGAAACUGAAAACAUAAGAUUCAUUGCGAGAGAAAUCAUGAUUUUGAGAAGAUUAGAUCAUCCCAACAUCAUGAAACUCGAAGGGAUCAUCGCUUCACGGAAUUCAAACAGCAUGUACUUUGUCUUUGAUUACAUGGAACACGAUCUCGAAGGUCUAUGUUCAUCUCCCGACAUCAAAUUCACCGAGGCACAGGCAAGAAAUAAAUGCACCACACAAAACCCUAACAUCUCCUGUAAAUAA